AUGGCAUCCAGAGACCCCGCCUCUGAACAACUUGUGAACUUCAAAAAUUCCCUCAAGGGUUCACCAGACUACAUCACCACUAAAGCUGGAGUACCAGUGGGUGUGAAGUCAGCUAUACAGACUGUUGGAGAACGAGGACCUGUGCUACUUCAAGAUGUCAACUUCCUUGAUGUCAUUUCUUCCUUUGACAGAGAACGUAUUCCAGAGAGAGUUGUUCACGCCAAAGGAGCUGGUGCUUUUGGAUACUUCGAAGUAACCAAUGACAUCAGGCAAUACUGUGCAGCUAAAGUGUUUGACACUAUCGGUAAAAAGACCCCAGUUGCAAUUCGGUUUUCCACUGUCGGUGGGGAAAGCGGUUCUGCGGACACGGUUCGCGAUCCACGUGGCUUUGCAGUCAAAUUCUAUACAGAGGACGGCAUCUGGGACUUAGUCGGAAACAACACACCUAUCUUCUUCAUCCGGGAUCCAUCCCUCUUCCCUAGUUUCAUACAUACCCAAAAACGAAACCCUGAGACUCACUUGAAAGACGCCGACAUGCACUGGGACUUCAUGUCCCUCCGCCCCGAAACUAUGCAUCAGCUUAUCUACAUGUUCGGAGACCGGGGAAUUCCAGACGGCUACAGAUUCAUGAACGGCUACGGUUCCCACACCUACGCCAUGGUAAACGACAAGGGGGUUAUGCAUUAUGUGAAAUUCCACUUCAAGUCAGACCAGGGUAUUAAGAACCUGCCUGUCGAUAAGGCGGCGGAGCUCGCGUCCACAGAUCCUGAUUACUCAAUCCGUGACCUAUACAACGCAAUUUCAAAAGGUGAAUUUCCCUCUUGGACCCUGCACAUUCAAGUGAUGACGGUUGAGCAAGCUGAGAAGAGUAAAGUCAAUCCGUUCGAUUUGACCAAGAUCUGGCCACACGGUGAGUUCCCCCUGAUCUCUGUGGGUAAGAUGGUGCUCGAUAGAAACCCGAAAAACUACUUUGCGGAAGUAGAGCAGGCUGCGUACAGCCCUUCGAACCUGGUUCCGGGUAUCGAGCCAUCCCCUGACAAGAUGUUGCAAGGUCGUUUGUUCGCCUACAACGACACGCACAGACACCGUCUCGGUGCGAACUACCUGCAACUGCCAGUAAACUGUCCCUUCCGGACGACCGUCUCGAACUACCAGCGCGACGGACCGCAAAACAGUAGCAAUCAGGAAGGUAGACCUAAUUACUUCCCGAAUUCAUUCUCGGGACCGCAGGAGUGUCCUCGGGCUGCUCGUCUUCAGCCUCGCGUUCGUGUUUCGGGUGAAAUUGGCCGUUACGAUAGCGGACACGAGGAGAACUUUGCGCAGGCCACCGCGCUCUACGAGAGAGUAUUCUCGUCAGAUGAGAAGAAGCGUUGUGCUCAGAAUAUCGCGGGACAUUUGAAGGACGCCGCCCCGUUCAUUCAGGAGCGCACUGUGCGACUACUUGCGAAGGUGCAUCCUCAGCUAGCAGCUGAUAUCGCCGCUGCCCUUCCACCGCAUAUCCGCUCCGCCCUUCGCCAGGCCAACCUUUAA
Messenger RNA from Leptosia nina, 1530 nucleotides. The record is from the annotation of a GenBank genome assembly. Lineage: Eukaryota; Metazoa; Arthropoda; Insecta; Lepidoptera; Pieridae.